Amphibalanus amphitrite is the source of this 1682-nucleotide messenger RNA. RefSeq names its product clathrin interactor 1-like. Gene Ontology annotation, molecular function: phospholipid binding; clathrin binding. Gene Ontology annotation, cellular component: clathrin vesicle coat; plasma membrane; endosome. Gene Ontology annotation, biological process: endocytosis. The transcript is spliced from 11 exons. The record is from RefSeq and is a predicted model, not a curated record. NCBI's taxonomy places the organism in Eukaryota, Metazoa, Arthropoda, Thecostraca, Balanomorpha, Balanidae. The annotation marks the transcript as partial.
GUGGUGUUGGAAGCACCCACACAGAAGAUGCAUUAGCGCUUUCGUAAUAUUCCUUUCUCUGAUAUAUACCGUGAUUUGUGAGGUUUAUCUAAUUUUUCAUUUUCCAUAUGAUCUCUGAUAGCUAUAUUCCUGCAAAUUGAAAAUAGUCAAAUUUUGCUUAAUUCAAUGAAUCACGUUGAUUGCCUUUGGUGAGCCAAAACAGCCGGCGUGUUCAUGGUCAGACAUUGGCCAUUCCAAAUCUGAACCCACAAUUUUACAGUUGGAGAAGAUUCUAUUGAUCUGCGAUCAUGUGGAAAGUUCGUGAAAUUGCAGAUAAAGUCACCAACAUGGUGAUGAACUACACGGAGGUGGAGUCCAAAGUGCGCGAGGCGACCAACGACGAGGCCUGGGGACCCACCGGCCCGCAGAUGCAAGAGGUCGCACAGUACACCUUCACCUACGAACAGUUCCCAGAGGCUAUGGGCAUGCUCUGGAAACGCAUGCUGCAGGACAACCGCUCUAACUGGCGCCGCACAUACAAGUCGCUGCUGCUGCUACACUACCUGAUUCGGAACGGCUCAGAGCGUGUGGUCACCUCUGCGCGCGAACACAUCUACGACCUGCGUAGUCUGGAAAACUACACGUUUGUGGACGAGUUCGGCAAGGACCAGGGAAUCAACAUCAGGCACAAGGUGCGAGACCUUAUCGACUUUGUCCAGGACGACGACCGGCUGCGCGAGGAGCGCAAAAAAUCCAAAAAGAACAAGGACAAGUACAUUGGUCUGAGCAACUUUGGCAAAGGCUCCUCCUAUGACUGGGACCAGCCCAACUGGCGCAAGGGCCGCUCAGAGUGGGACAGCAACGGCGACAGCAAGCCCUACUCGGACCAGAGGGAGGCCGACAGCAACAGUCUGGGAGAGCCGGAUGACUCGGACUCGGAGGUGCGCGCUCGCCAGUUCACCGACUCGUCGCCGGCGGCUUCCAAAUCGCGGCGCGACAAACCGCUCUCCACGGGCCGGCCGGCCGCCGCCGCCUCAGCCGCAGUCAAGGCCGACUCUACCAAGAAACCCGAGCUGGUGGAUGACCUAUUCGGAGGCGACGACGACUUCAAUCCCCGCGCCGGUGACCCGCCGGCCGCCGCCACCGGCUCAGACUUCUCGCAGUUCGCCGCCGCUCCGCCACCUGCCGCCGGUUCGGGCACGGACGGGUUCGCCGACUUUGCCAGCGCGUUCGGCGGCGGCGGCGGCGGGGGCGGCAGCGCGCCGGCGCCCGUGCCGCCGCCGCUGGGGCGACCACCGGGCACGGCGCCCACCGCUCUCACCCCGCCCGGAGGAGGCGGCGGCCACGACCUGCUCGGAGGCAUGACGCCCCCGCUCUCUGCACCUGCCGCACCCGCCCCGGCCGCCGCCGCCGCCGCACCGCCGCCGGCCGCCCAGGACAACUCCAGUCUGCUGAUGGGUCUGAGUCUGGGCCCGCCGGCGGCCGCCCAGCCCAGCAUGGACCUGUUCGGCGCGCCGCCGCCGCUGGCGCCGGCGCAACAGCCGACCAGUUUGCCAACCAUGGGAGCGGAGGCGGCGGCGGCAGCCUCAGCAGCGGAGCAGCUGCGUCUUCUGCGACAGCGCCUGGCGCCCGGCGGCAGCGGCGGAGGGGCAGUGACUGAGCUGCUGGACUGGCUGCCGGGUCCGGCCUCCCCGCAGCGGCUG